Brassica napus (rape) is the source of this 2807-nucleotide messenger RNA. Its product is annotated as salicylate/benzoate carboxyl methyltransferase-like. Gene Ontology annotation, biological process: methylation. The transcript is spliced from 3 exons. Gene Ontology annotation, molecular function: S-adenosylmethionine-dependent methyltransferase activity. Bases 1658 to 2731 code for a protein of 357 amino acids. Lineage: Eukaryota; Viridiplantae; Streptophyta; Magnoliopsida; Brassicales; Brassicaceae. The record is from RefSeq and is a predicted model, not a curated record.
UAUGUAGACAAAGUGAAAGAGAUGUUGUUUUUAGUUUAUAACAAGUGAGAAAGAGAAAGUGUAAAUUGAUUUUAGGUGCAUUAAGAGCUUCAAAUUGGUUGUUCAUGGUGGUUGGGGUAUUGAUGACAAUGAAAAUCUUGUAAUUACUUGAAAAUGAUGAGGGGGAGAGAGAGUAAAAAUGUCAUUUUCGGAAAAAAAAAAAUUGAUGACAUUUUCGUGAAUUUUAUAAACUUGUGGAGUGAAUAGUACAAAAAAAAUCCAAAAAAAACAUGGAUUAGUUUUAGGUUUGACUUUGAGUUUUGAGUCAAUCUUGCAAAAAAAACCUAUUAUAUAUAUGCAUAAUACUCUAGCCUAUGAGUUGUAAUGGAUACGUAUUUAAUUUUGGUUAUCCAAGUGGUCUAAUUUCUCAAAAAAAAAAAUUUCCAGCACAGGUGCAGACGCACAAAAGGUUUCGCAGCAUAUUUAUUGCUACUGUGAAAAUUUAUUUCGCGAAAAAAUGAUUUCACGAUUUAAAAUAUAAACGUGGAAAGAGCGCGUACACACAUUAAAACAUAAACGUGGAAAGAGCGCGUACACAUAUUUCUAUGGUUCCUGACAUUACAAAUCUAAUCAUUCUCCAUACUGCAAAACAAUAAACAAAAAUUAAAUAAAUUCUUUUUUUUUUGUCAACAAACUUUUCAUUAGCUUUUAUAAUAAAGAUUGGGCCAAUACAUAUUAAAUACAUGUUACAACGAUGGGUGUAAGCCCAAUACGAAAACCCUAAACUAGUGUCUUCGUGAGGAAGCAGCUGAGACACGUUUCUUUCACCGUUUCAUCCUUCAUUGCCACGUGUAUGAGACAUGCAUCUGGGGGAAAGAUCUGGAAUCGACAUCCAUCGGACCUCUCCGCCGGCUCCGCCAUUCAAUCUCCAUGCCUCCUUAUGAUUGACCCGAUCUCAGGCUUCUUCACCACCAAACCGUUGCUUAUAAUCGGAACCUGCCUCAUCUACAGAUAAUUAACCUGGGACUGAUCAGAUUGACUUGAUGAAAGAUCUUUUGUCAGACCACCGUGAAGGUGCCAACUCUACUAAAUCUUCAUGAAGCCAUCAAACUGAAUCCAACAUCACUUCUUUCUCUCUGUUUAGGAUACUUUUCUUCAAGAUCGAUCUAUUGGUUCCUUAAGAGGAGAGAAAAGAUUGAUUCCUGUAGGAGAGAAAUACAUGCAUAUCCGAGAAGAAGAUGAGAACCAAUUCAAAGCUGGACGGAAUUUAAAUAAGCUCAAGUGAAGAGCCAAUGAAACCGAUCAUAGAUGAUCGGACUUUAUUCCAUCACCACAAAAGUCGCCAUCGCGAAGGAGAAACUCGCCGAGCGAAAAAGAGAGUCGAUCGUGAGAUCGAAUUAUAUUUUACAUAAAACAACAAACAAAAAGAUGGUUGAUGACCGGCGGCAAAAAGCCACCGGCCACCAAAAGCGGUAUCAGAUUAUUCGAAGCUUAGAGAGAAGCUGGAGCUCUUUUUAGAGAGAGAAAAGAGUUAAAAAUUAAAUAAAUUCAGAGUGUACUCUUCUUCCCUCUUGUGCUUAUAUAUUUAUAAUCCUAGUGUCGACUUUCCUAAUUUAGUCUUAAUAGAUUAUAUACAUUGGGGACUUUAUCAUGAGUGUUCUUAGCAUGAAGGGUGGGGAUGGAGAGCAUAGUUAUGCAAAUAAUUCCGAGGUGCAGAAAAAAUAUUAACUCCCAUGCAAAACUGGCUGUGGUCGAAAACGUAAAGGAAGUGAUAGUGAAAUUGGGGUUUCCUGAGUGUAUCAAAGUGGCCGACUUGGGGUGUUCUUGCGGAGAAAACACGUUCUUGGCUAUGUCCGAAAUCGUCAACACCAUCAUAGAAUCAUACCAACAAAAAGGACAAAAUCUACCAGAGAUAGAUUGUUGCCUGAACGAUCUUCCAGACAACGACUUCAACACUACCUUCAAAUGGCUCCCUUCCUUCCACGAGAAGCUCAAAAUGAAUGUCAAAGAGAAGUGCUUCGUCUCAGGAGUCCCAGGCUCAUUCUACUCAAGACUUUUCCCUAGCAAGUCUCUUCAUUUUGUUCAUUCAUCUUUGAGUCUCCAUUGGCUUUCUAAGGUUCCUGAUGGGCUUGAGGAAAACAAGACGAACGUGUAUCUUAGAAGUCCAUGCCCUCCGAAUGUGUACAACAGUUAUUUGACUCAGUUCAAGAAUGGUUUCUCAUUAUUUCUAAGAAUGCGUGCGGAGGAGACAAUGCCUGAUGGACGUAUGGUUCUCACUUUAGUGGGCAGGAAAGCUUUGGACCCUUUAUCCAAAGAUUGCUUCCAGAAUUGGUCGUUGAUAUCUCAUUCCCUCCUAGAUUUGGUCUCUGAGGGGAUAGUGAAGGAAUCAGAUGUGGAAUCUUUCAACUUGCCGUUUUACAAUCCUGACGAAAACGAGGUGAGGGAAGUUGUUGAAAACGAGGGCUCUUUCAAGAUCAACAAUUUCGAGACAGUAUUUGGUCUUCUCUUUUCAUACAAAACUGGUCGUACUGAAGUGAAAGAUGAUGAUAAUGUGGACCAAUCAUGUCUACUUGAAGUCGUUAGAAAGAGAGCAAAAACCAUAAGAUCCAUUACCGAACCGAUGCUUGCUGCUCAUUUUGGAAGCGCCAUAAUGGAUCGUCUGUUCGACAAGUAUACAUACCAUUUAGCCCAACGUUACGAUAUACCAUUUAGCCCAACGUUACGAUACUUUGCGCAACAAACCAACCGUUAAUUUCUUUCUUUCGUUGAUCAGGAAGAAACACGCCUCCGAGUUGAUGCUUUCGUCCAAUUUAUAUUAAACUUUAAAU